Plenodomus lingam JN3 is the source of this 588-nucleotide messenger RNA. RefSeq lists its product as uncharacterized. Lineage: Eukaryota; Fungi; Ascomycota; Dothideomycetes; Pleosporales; Leptosphaeriaceae. The record is from RefSeq and is a predicted model, not a curated record.
AUGACUGCUCUAGCGCCAGUUUCCCAGCCCAUUGGCGUCUUCCCUCAGUUCUUUGCCCAGAGGCCUGAAGUCAUUGUGCUGAAAGAAAAGGUGCUCUCGCUAACGGGUGACUCCUUCAGCAUUGAAACCAUCAACGGCGCACCCAUUCUUCAGGUCGAGGGCAAAGUCAUGUCCAUUUCCGGCCGCAAAAAGGUGACCGAUAUGGCUGGAGUCCAUCUCUUCAGUAUUGUAAAGGAGCAUCUACAUAUUCAUGCGACCUUCAAGGUGGAAGGCCCUAACGGCGAGGUAAUCAUGAUGGUGAAGAAUCAUUUCAAAUUGGUGGGUAGCAAAGCCACAGCCACAUUCACCUCGCAAAAUGGGCGCCCGGAGACGCUAAUCAUGCACGGAAACUGGUUCGACACUACGGCUGACAUUGUUGACGAGGCACAAGGCGAUAUCAUAGUCGCUCGCAUCGACCGCAAACUUCUCAGCAGCAAAGAUGUCUUCUUUGGACAACAAACGUAUGCUGUGCAGGUUGCGCCAGGCGUGGAUAUGGCUCUGAUAGCAGCACUAUGCAUUUGCCUUGACGAGAAGAAUAACGAGAAAUAG